GUGACUCUCCAGUCGUCAGAGAGAGAGAGAGCCAGCCGGCGGCAACUGCGACGGCGGUGGCGGUGGUGCUAGUUCAUGGCAACCAUCGCCUCCCUACGCUUCUUUUCUCGCCUUUCACUGCCGCCUUCACACCGUUCUCGCUCCCAACUCUCUUUCGAUCUCACUCAUUUCUCACCUACCAAAAACCCUAGAAAGUUCCAAACCCUAACCCUAGUCCGCGCUUCAUCGUCCUCUUUCGAUGAUCUCAGCUCUGAACGCUCCACCAAUUCGAGAUCGAAGAAAUCAGUUCUUUCAAAUCUGAUACAAGAGAUAGAACCAUUAGAUGUGAGCCUUAUUCAGAAAGAUGUUCUGCCCACUACCGUUGAUGCGAUGAAACGAACUAUCUCAGGCAUGCUGGGUUUACUUCCAUCCGACCGGUUUCAUGUUGUAAUUGAGGCUUUAUGGCUACCACUCUCCAAGUUAUUGGUUUCUUCAAUGAUGACUGGGUACACAUUGCGGAAUGCUGAAUAUAGACUCUGUCUUGAAAGAAACCUUGAUAUUUAUGAAGGAAAUACUGAGAAGCAAAGACCAGAAAUAUCUAAAUCUGACGAGCUAGAGAUGUUGCUUGACAGUGCAGAUGUAAAUAAAUCUGGUAAACAUGAGCUGUCAUCUAAAUCUGAAGAAAAUACUGAAAACCCAUCAGAGGGUCUUGGUAUUCAAGGUCUUGGUGAAAUGACAGCUGAAGCUCAGCAAUAUAUUCUUCAUUUACAGACUCAAUUAUCUUCUGUCAAAAAGGAGCUUUGUGAGGUCAAGAGGAAGAAUGCUGCUCUCCAAAUGCAACAAUUUGUUGGAGAAGAACAGAAUGAUUUGCUGGACUAUUUGAGAUCACUACAACCAGAGAAGGUUGCCGAGCUAUCAGAACCAGCAACCCCUGAAUUGAAAGAAAUAAUUCACUCUGCUGUUCAUGGCCUUCUUGCCACCCUUUCUCCUAAGAUGCAUUCUAAGGCUCCCCUUUCAGAGAACACUUCAACUGGAGUUCUAAAUGUUGGAAAUGAAGAUUGCACUGAACUGGUUGAGAACACUUCGGUUCAAUUCCAGCCCCUCAUUUCAUUAACUAGGGACUACCUGGCACGUCUGCUCUUCUGGUGCAUGCUGUUGGGACACUACCUUAGAGGGCUUGAGUACAGGGUGGAGCUGAUAGAACUACUUUCCCUGUCAAGUGAUGCAGAAAACGAAGCCUCCGGUGAUGAGCAAGUUGCUUGAAAGUUGCGAAUGGUGAUCCAUGCUUCCAUAUAUGGAUAUGGUGAUCAGUGUACAGUGUAUGCUUUUGCAACAUGAAGCGGUCUUGCAGAUGAGGAGGUAGGUUAUUUAGUUCUAAGAAAUUAGAGAUCCCUUGUUUGUUUUCCUUUGUAUCAUCGUAAGUACUAAAUUAUGCUCAUUCCCACAAUAAGCACUGAAAAUGCAUUGAAGUUUUUGGUUACCCAAAGCUGCCCCAUGGAGAUGUUCGGGUGUGCUUUUGCUUUGGUUUUUUUUACAUCAUAAUAAUCCAAAUUAAAUUAACAUAGUA
Molecule: messenger RNA, 1546 nt
Organism: Vitis riparia (riverbank grape)
Lineage: Eukaryota; Viridiplantae; Streptophyta; Magnoliopsida; Vitales; Vitaceae
Exons: 6
Coding region: 76-1242 (388 amino acids)
Source: RefSeq, a predicted model, not a curated record